UCCGCUGGCUGUCCCCGUGGUGGUGACAUCCCGGUUGUAGGCUUGAUUCGGCAGCUGUCCUGGGGUCUUCUUGCAGUCAUGAAGGACGUACCCGGCUACCUACAGCAGAGCCAGAGUUCCGGACCCGGGCAGGCCGCCGUAUGGCACCGUUUGGAAGAGCUCUACACGAAGAAGUUGUGGCAUCAGCUGACGCUUCAGGUGCUUGAUUUUGUGCAAGACCCGUGCUUUGCCCAAGGAGAUGGCCUCAUUAAGCUUUAUGAAAACUUCAUCAGUGAAUUUGAACACAGAGUGAACCCCCUGUCAUUGGUGGAGAUCCUUCUUCAUGUUGUCAGACAGAUGACGGACCCAAAUGUGGCGCUCACUUUUCUGGAGAAGACUCGAGAGAAGGUGAAAAGCAGUGAGGAAGCAGUGAUCCUGUGCAAGACAGCAAUUGGGGCGCUAAAGCUGAACAUUGGGGACCUGCAGGUUACGAAGGAGACAAUUGAGGAUGUCGAAGAGAUGCUCAAUAACCUGCCUGGGGUGACGUCUGUCCACAGCCGCUUCUACGAUCUGUCCAGCAAAUACUAUCAGACCAUCGGGAACCAUGCAGCCUAUUACAAGGACGCCCUGCGCUUUCUGGGCUGCGUUGACAUUAAGGACCUGCCAGUGUCGGAGCAACAGGAGAGGGCUUUCACACUGGGGCUCGCGGGACUGCUCGGUGAAGGCGUGUUUAACUUUGGAGAGCUUCUCAUGCACCCCGUGUUGGAGUCGCUGAGGAGCACAGACCGGCAAUGGCUUAUCGACACCCUCUAUGCCUUCAACAGUGGCAACGUUGAAAAGUUUCAGGCCCUGAAGACUGCCUGGGGCCAGCAGCCUGACUUAGCUGCUAAUGAAGCCCAGCUUCUGCGGAAGAUCCAGCUGCUGUGCCUCAUGGAGAUGACUUUCACACGGCCUGCCAACCACAGACAGCUCACUUUUGAGGAAAUUGCCAAAAGCGCCAAGAUCACCGUGAACGAGGUGGAGCUGCUGGUGAUGAAGGCACUGUCAGUGGGGCUGGUGAGAGGCAGCAUCGACGAGGUGGACAGGCGCGUCCACAUGACCUGGGUGCAGCCCCGCGUGCUGGACCUGCAACAGAUCAAGGGCAUGAAGGACCGCCUGGAGCUCUGGUGCACAGACGUCCGCAGCAUGGAGUUGCUGGUGGGGCACCAGGCCUACGACAUCCUCACCUAG
This is a messenger RNA of Orycteropus afer afer, 1209 nucleotides long. It is a transcript of the gene PSMD13, whose product is annotated as proteasome 26S subunit, non-ATPase 13. NCBI's taxonomy places the organism in Eukaryota, Metazoa, Chordata, Mammalia, Tubulidentata, Orycteropodidae. The record is from RefSeq and is a predicted model, not a curated record. Gene Ontology annotation, cellular component: nucleus; proteasome regulatory particle, lid subcomplex; cytosol. Gene Ontology annotation, biological process: ubiquitin-dependent protein catabolic process. Gene Ontology annotation, molecular function: structural molecule activity.